AUGUCUAGAGGUCUGAAAAUGGUCGGAAUGUGUAACUUAACAACUGGAGAUAUAGCACCAGGAGCUAAUUAUCUGUCUCCUAACCAGGAAAAAUGUCCACAGCAUAUUUUAUAUAUGGGUAAUACAUUGGAAAAGCCCAUUAGUCAUCAAGAAGAAAUUACUGAAUGCUUUGAAACGAAUGUAAAUCUUGAAUCAAAUAAGAUUGUUUCUCAUGAAUUGUCACCUAAAACUAAUGUGAGCCUUGAUCGGAAUAAUUCUGUUGCCCAUAAAUUGCCAUCAGCUAACGAAGAAGUGAACUUAGAUCAUCAAAAUAUUUAUCAGAUCGAGAACCCAAUAGCCAACAACUUAAGCAGCGAUGAUUCUGGUAAUGACUUUUCUCCAUACGAGUCUGAAUAUAAUCCAGAAAGCUCUGAGUAUAACAAAUGCAGUUCUUCAGAUGAUGAUAUAGUUUCAAAAAAGUAUAAAAGUCAAUUAUAUGCCAUUAGGCCGUUAGCAAUGUACAAUAUUAUGCCCAAAACCGAUUUAGUGGAAAAAGAAAUAAACAAGUUUUAUACAAAGCUAGCAAAAUGCGACUUACUUGAAAUUCCGACGUGCAGAUUUAGCCGUCGGAGGCCUCCAAAUGUAAGAAGAGGUACGGACUGGUACAUCUCCAAAAAUAAAUGUAUGGUUUUUCAAUACAAAAACAGUAAAUUUUGGAACAACGUCACAUCAUCGUAUCCUUAUGGAAUCGAUCAUAAAGUGGUAUUAGUACCCAGGCCAGAAAAAGUACCACAAUACGAACAUUUUUUAAAAGUUUUUGAUGUCGAUGUAAUCCUUCUAAACCUUUUAGCGACUCUUGGAAUCUGUUAUGUUUUAUAUAUAGGAAAUCGCACUAGCCACAUGGGCGUCACGGACUAUUUCUUCAAUAUGCUUCAGAUUUUGUUUAAUUCGUCGAUGCCCAAUUUGCGCAAAAUAACGGGAUAUGUGAAAUAUCUUUUAAUGCUUUGGGUGUUUUGUAUGUCUGUGAAUAACACGCAAUUUAAUUGUUUACUAACUAGUAUGUUGGUCAGUAGCCGAGCUCAGGAGCCAAUAAAAACUAUCGAAGAACUUAGUAAAAGUAAUUUUAGUAUUUAUAUUCAUGAGUACUUCAUUCGCCGUGGGUACAUACCAAGUUCACUUGGACUGAAUGAUAAAUUUAUAAGAAUGGAUGAUCAACCAGAAAAUAUGUUGUACUCUAAGUUUCAAAACAACUGUGCCUUUGUGGUUCGUAUUGAUGCAGCCAAGUUCUACAUCAAUUUUCAUAAGAACAAAGAUGGGCAAUCUCAGUUUGCCAUAUUGAAGGAAUCAUUGAUACCCGGAAUAGAUGGUUACACCCUGCAGAAGAAUUCACCACUGAUAAGUUUAUUAAAUUUUAGUCAGUGUGUAAGAAUUUUAGGAAUAUUUCCGACACCUUCAUACAGUCACCAAUUAGUUUUCCAACCGCUUUGGAAAGAGUUGUCGUUACGAGGCCACAAUGUCACCGUUAUCACUACUCAUUCCCUUGUUGACCCAAACUUAACAAACCUAACAGAAAUAGACAUUUCUUUCACGUAUAAUUUGUUAUCAAAGUACGGAUGGCCAAAUGCAUAUAUCAAUUUGCCUUCAACGUUGCAUAAACUGGAAUACAUGUGUAAUUUCGGAAAUAAUUUGUCCACGGAAAUCUUGGAAUAUGGACCAGUGCAAAAUAUUCUUGACCAGCAUCAUGGUUUUGAUUUGGUGAUGUUGCAAUUGUCCACUACCACAAAUUUGCUGUUGUAUAGCUUGGCAUUCAAAUACCAUGCUCCAAUUGUUGACUCAUUAAACUUUAUCCAGUGCGUUAGAAUUUUGGGAAUCUUUCCCACACCCUCAUAUAGUCACCAGAUCGUUUUCCAACCGAUAUGGAAGGAGUUGUCAUUACGAGGCCACAAUGUCACCGUCAUCACUCCUUAUCCCCUUUGUGACUCAAGUUUAACAAACUUGACAGAAAUAGCCGUUUCUUUCGUGUACGGUAGAGUAGCAAAGUACGGAUGGCCAAAGGAAUAUUUGAAGUUUCCUUCAACGGUGCAUAGACUGGAUUACGUGCUUAAUUACGGAAAUGACGUGACAAUGGCAGUUUUGGAAUAUGGACCAGUACAACAUAUCAUUGAUCAGCAUGAUACGUUUGAUUUGCUGAUAGUGCAGCUGUCAUUCAACUUAAAUUUGCUGUUGUAUAGCUUGGCGUUUAAAUUUCAUAAUCCAAUUGUUGUUGAAAUGAAACAAAACGAGGCGGAAACAACUAAACCUGACGAUGUUGGAAGCAAUGAGGAUAAGAUCAAAAAUAAAAUGCAUAUUCUAGUAACAUAUAUAUUCUAA
This is a messenger RNA of Diabrotica balteata, 2349 nucleotides long. The record is from the annotation of a GenBank genome assembly. NCBI's taxonomy places the organism in Eukaryota, Metazoa, Arthropoda, Insecta, Coleoptera, Chrysomelidae.